Toxorhynchites rutilus septentrionalis is the source of this 2135-nucleotide messenger RNA. RefSeq names its product glutathione-specific gamma-glutamylcyclotransferase 1. Gene Ontology annotation, cellular component: cytoplasm. Gene Ontology annotation, biological process: glutathione catabolic process. Gene Ontology annotation, molecular function: glutathione specific gamma-glutamylcyclotransferase activity; gamma-glutamylcyclotransferase activity. The record is from RefSeq and is a predicted model, not a curated record. Bases 1107 to 1835 code for a protein of 242 amino acids. The transcript has 4 exons. NCBI's taxonomy places the organism in Eukaryota, Metazoa, Arthropoda, Insecta, Diptera, Culicidae.
CUGCGGUACAACUCCCUUCGGUCUGUAUGCUUUUCGCAGAUUUUGUUUCGCUUCAGACGAGUUUCAGUUUUUCACAGUUCGUUCGUUGACCACGUCGUCAUCUAAAUCUUCAACCGUACGUCUGCGCGUUUGUAGUUUUCCCAAGUGUUGUGUGUCUGCUGGAAGAUAGUGGAAGUUUUACACUAUAGUCCGAGUGAUUCUGGUGAUAAGAUCUGGCAAAUUGAUAAAUUGUGGUGACAAAUUAGCGAUCGACGUGAAUAUCUCACACAUUUCCGCCCAGUUGACCUUCAUCGGCCCGUGAAAGGCAACCGUUUCCUUGGGAAGAUAUUCAAGUGAUUUUAUUCUUUUGCCAUGGCUGCUUGUGGAUGUGGUUGUUGUUUUUGAAGCUGAAGGCACAGAGAAAUUUUUGGCAGGCACCAGACGAAUAAAUAGCAUUAUGAGGCCAGCAUCUAGUAGUUUCCGAGAACGACAGCGAGCAGUACAGAAGAUCCUUGUACCAGCGGCGGCCGCGGCAGCAGUGGAUCAUUUUCCGGAGCAGAAAAUCUUCAACCAGCUGAUCAUCACAAGUGCCCGAAACAGGAGUCACAUCGAUCACAAACGGCGUCAUUUUCCGUUACGUCCGACACCGCGAAAAUCACUCUUAUCCGCGAUGGACGUUCUACUCUAGCAUUCGGAAUGGAUACGUGAAUCUGCUCUGAUUAGUGAAGGACACAAUUCGCAAUAAUCACAGUAUAAAUUCAGAUCAUUCCCCAUAUUCAAAUGUGUUGAACUGUUGUGAAGAAUGUGCGCGCUGUCCUCAUUUCACGCUUAUUUUCGCUUUUAAUUACACCCAAACAAAACCAAAAACAACACCCCCAAUCCGAGUGGACUUUGUUCUCAGCAGAAAAGUGUUACAGAAAAACGUGUUGUGACAGUGACAUUGGAAGAGAGCGCAAUAUGUUUUGAAAUCGCAAAACGGUUCGCGUGUGUGUGUGUGCGUCUUUUCAUUGCUACACCGUUUCAACGGAACCGAUCAAGGAAGCGAACCAAUAGCGCGCACACUGUCUCUCUCGUUCGAUCAUUGUGAGGUCGGAUUUGCUGUCAUAGAAGAACAAAGAAUUCGAAGAAUGGCCGAUAACAACAACAACAAUGGUCUCACACAACCGUCGGUGUGGAUCUUCGGGUAUGGCAGCCUCUGCUGGUAUCCUGGGUUCGAGUAUGACAUCUGUGUUACCGGCUACAUCAGAGGUUAUGUCAGACGCUUCUGGCAGGGAAAUACGACCCACCGGGGAACGGUGGAGAAGCCGGGCCGUGUAGCAACCUUGAUUGAAGACAAAGAUGGUAUUACCUGGGGCUGCGCGUUCAAGGUGACCGGCAGCCUGGCGCUCGACUAUCUGAAGCAGCGCGAGUGCACCCUCGGGGGGUACGCGACGGACUACAUGAAAUUCUUCCCACGCGUUGCGAGCGAACAUUCCGGCCUCAGCGGAGAGGCUUUCCAUGCGCUCGUUUACAUAGCCACCCCCAAGAAUGACCUCUGGAUCGGGGAGGAACCGAUGGUGGAGACGGCACGCCACAUCGCCGAAUGUCGUGGACCGACCGGACACAACGUCGAAUAUCUGGUUCGAUUGGCGAUUUUCAUGCGCGAGGAGCUGCCGGGUGCAUCGGAUGAUCAUUUGUUUGAGUUGGAAGGGCUGGUCCGGAGAUUUGUAGCGGAAGCGAACGUACCGAUCGGUAGUUUGCUGGGCAACGAGCCACGCCGGAUACGGAGAGAUGCGCACGAAUCCGUCCGGCGGCACGUUUCGUUCGAGUUUACCUCGCGGGUGCCGGAGAAGAAGCUGAGAUGUUUGAAUAUCUAAAUUUUAGACCGCCCGAAAUGCGCUAAGUUCCUUGUUAAGUAUUUGUGAACCAUCACUUUAAGCUUCUUGUUUUUGUAUUGAAACGAUUAAACGCUAGUUUAUUUUGACUUGUCGAAAAUCACGCGCAAAUUGAUAUUUAUGUAAUCUUUUUUGAUGCUAGAUUACCAAAAAGGAUGCGACAAUAUAGGUUAACAUGCCAAAACAAUUAUUAUCAACUAUUUCUAAAUAGGACAGCUUACUAUAUAUGAUAAUAAAAUAAAUGUUGACCUCAAGCUUUUACUCAUCUAAUGAAAUUUACAA